GAUCCUGAGACCAAUGAUCCCGCUCCUUAAAAUACAAUCUGAAAAAAAUUGAUGAAGCAGUAAAGAGUAUUGAGGACAAUACAAUAGUCCCGCCUCUGUUUACAUGUCUAGCUUGUACUCCUCCCCAGAGUUGCCUCGACUUCCGGCUUCACCAGCAGAGAUAAAAUCGGGCUUUGCAAAGGAGGGAGGGAAGGAGGCGGGGAGCGGCGCUGCAUCGUGGAGAGGCGGAAGAGGCGGCUGCUUCCUAAUUAAGGCCCUUAAUUAAACGGGGUCAAUCCCUGCCUCCCACGCAGGGGCUCCCAUUCCCGCCGCUGCUGCCGACGCCGUUGCCCUCAAGAUUUCGGGAAGCUGCCACUUGCUCUGGCUUCUGGGUUCCUCAGGAAGCUGAGCAUACAAACCUAGCUGAGACUGAACCUGCAAAACUAGCCAGGAUGGAAGGAGGACGAUGGACGGUUGACCUCGUCAGGCGGUCUCCCGCAUCCCUCCCCACAACCUCUGAGCAUUCCCUUCCAGGACCAUGGGAGAAAUCUGAUCAGAAUUCUAUGGAGCCACCUGUGAAUUCAUUGGGAAGAACAAAGAAACAGUUUAAAUGCAGGGAAUGUGGAAAGAGCUUCAGUAGAAGUGGAUACCUUAGAAGACAUCAACGAACUCACACAGGGGAGAAACCAUUUGAAUGUAUUGAAUGUGGAAAGAGCUUCAGUCAAAAUGGAUACCUUAGAAGACAUCAACGAACUCACAUGGGGGAGAAACCAUUUGAAUGUAUUGAAUGUGGAAAGAGCUUCAGUCAAAGUGGAGACCUUAGAACACACCAACGAACUCACACGGGGGAGAAACCAUUUAAAUGUAUUGAAUGUGGUAAGAGCUUCAGUGAAAGUGGAACACUUAGAAAACAUCAACGAACUCACACAGGGGAGAAACCAUUUAAAUGUAUUGAAUGUGGUAAGAGCUUCAGUCAAAGUGGAGACCUUAGAACACACCAACGAACUCACACAGGGGAGAAACAAAUUAAAUGUAUUGAAUGUAGAAAGAGCUUCAGUAAGAAUGUAGCCCUUAGAAGACAUCAACGAACUCACACAGGGGAGAAACCAUUUGAAUUUAUUGAAUGUGGAAAGAGCUUCAGUCAAAGUGGAGAACUUAGAACACACCAAGAACCUCACAUGGGGGAGAAACCAUUUGAAUGUAUUGAAUGUGGAAAGAGCUUCAGUCAAAGUGGAGAACUUAGAACACAUCAACAACCUCACAUGGGGGAGAAACCAUUUGAAUGUAUUGAAUGUGGAAAGAGCUUCAGUCAAAGUGCAGCACUUAAAACACACCAACGAACCCACACGGGGGAGAAGCCAUUUAAAUGUAUUGAAUGUGGUAAGAGCUUCAGUCAAAGUGCAGCACUUAGAAUACAUCAACGAACUCACACAGGGGAGACACCAUUUAAAUGUAUUGAAUGUGGUAAGAGCUUCAGUGAAAGUGGAGCACUUAGAAGACAUCAACGAACUCACACAGGGGAUAAACCAUUUAAAUGUAUUGAAUGUGGUAAGAGCUUCAGUCAAAGUGGAGACCUUAGAACACACCAACGAACCCACACGGGGGAGAAGCCGUUUAAAUGUAUUGAAUGUGGUAAGAGCUUCAGUCAAAGUGGAGACCUUAGAACACACCAACGAACCCACACGGGGGAGAAGCCAUUUAAAUGUAUUGAAUGUGGUAAGAGCUUCAGUCGAAGUGCAGCACUUAGAAUACAUCAACGAACUCACACAGGGGAGAAACCAUUUAAAUGUAUUGAAUGUGGAAAGAGCUACGGUCAAAGUGGAGCACUUAGAAUACAUCAACGAACUCACACAGGGGAGAAACCAUUUGAAUGUAUUGAAUGUGGAAAGAGCUUCAGUAAAAAUGGAGCCCUUAGAAGACAUCAACGAACUCACACAGGGGAGAAACCAUUUGAAUUUAUUGAAUGUGGAAAGAGCUUCAGUCAAAGUGGAGAACUUAGAACACACCAACGACCUCACAUGGGGGAGAAACCAUUUGAAUGUAUUGAAUGUGGAAAGAGCUUCAGUCAAAGUGGGAAACUUAGAAGACAUCAACGAACUCACACGGGGGAGAAACCAUUUAAAUGUAUUGAAUGUGGUAAGAGCUACAGUCAUAGUGGAGCACUUAGAAUACAUCAACGGACUCACACAGGGGAGAAACCAUUUGAAUGUAUUGAAUGUGGAAAGAGCUACAGUCAUAGUGGAGCACUUAGAAUACAUCAACGGACUCACACAGGGGAGAAACCAUUUGAAUGUAUUGAAUGUGGAAAGAGCUACAGUCAUAGUAGAGCACUUAGAAUACAUCAACGAACUCACACAGGGGAGAAACCAUUUAAAUGUAUUGAAUGUGGAAAGAGCUACAGUCAUAGUGGAGCACUUAGAAUACAUCAACGGACUCACACAGGGGAGAAACCAUUUGAAUGUAUUGAAUGUGGAAAGAGCUUCAGUCAAAAUGGAUACCUUAGAAUACAUCAACGAAUUCACACGGGGGAGAAACCAUUUAAAUGUAUGGAGUGUGGAAAGAGCUUCAGUCAAAAUGGACACCUUAGAAAACACCAACAAACUCACACGGGGGAGAAACCAUUUGAAUGUAUGGAGUGCGGUAGGAGCUUCAGGCAAAAUGUACACCUUAGAAUACACCAACGAACUCACACGGGGGAGAAACCAUUUGAAUGUAUUGAAUGUGGAAAGAGCUACAGUCAAAGAGGAGCACUUAGAAUACAUCAACGAAUUCACACGGGGGAGAAACCAUUUGAAUGUAAGCAGUGUGGAAAGAGCUUCAGGCAAAAAGGAGCACUUAGAAUACAUCAACGAAUUCACACAGGGGAGAAACCAUUUGAAUGUAUGCAGUGUGGAAAGAGCUUCCGUGAUAAUGGACACCUUAGAAAACACCAACAAACUCACACAGGGGAGAAACCAUAUGAAUGUAUGGAGUGUGGUAUGAGCUUCAGUGAUAAUGGAAAUCUUAGACGACAUCAACGAACACACACAGGGGAGAAACCAUUUAAAUGUAUUGAAUGUGGUAAGAGCUUCAGUGGAAGUGGAGACCUUAGAAAACAUCAACGAACUCACACGAGGGAGAAACCAUUUGAAUGUAUGCAGUGUGGAAAGAGCUUCAGGGAAAGUAGAACACUUAGAAUACACCAACGAACUCACACGGGAGAGAGACCAUUUAAAUGUAUGGAGUGCGGUAAGAGCUUCAGGCAAACUGCAGCACUUAGAAGUCAUAAACAAACUCACACAGGGGAGAAACCAUUUGAAUGUAUGCAGUGUGGAAAGAGCUUCCGUGAUAAUGGACACCUUAGAAUACACCAACGAACUCAUACAGGGGAAAAACCAUAUGAAUGUAUGGAGUGCGGUAAGAGCUUCAGGCAAAGUGGAUACCUUAGAACACAUCAACGAACUCACACAGGGAAGAAACCAUUUAAAUGCAUUGAAUGUGGAAAAAGCUUCAGUCAAAAUGGACACCUUAGAAUACAUCUACGAAUUCACACAGGGGAGAAACCAUUUCAAUGUAUUGAAUGUGGAAAGAGCUACAGUCAAAGUUCAGCACUUAGAGUACAUCAACGAACUCACAUGGGGGAGAAACCAUUUAAAUGUAUUGAAUGUGGAAAGAGCUUCCUUCAAAGUGGAUCACUUAGAAUACAUCAACGAACUCACAUGGGGGAGAAACCAUUUAAAUGUAUUAAAUGUGGAAAGAGCUUCAUUCAAAGUGCAGCACUUAGAAGACAUCAACGAACUCACACAGGGGAGAAACCAUUUAAAUGUAUUGAAUGUGGAAAGAGCUUCAGUGAUAGUGGGAAACUUAGAAGACACCAACAAACUCACACAGGGGAGAAACCAUUUAAAUGUAUUGAAUGUGAUAAGAGGUUCAGUCAAAGUGGAGACCUUAGAACACACCAACGAACCCACACGGGGGAGAAGCCAUUUAAAUGUAUUGAAUGUGGUAAGAGCUUCAGUCGAAGUGCAGCACUUAGGAGACACCAACAAACUCACAUUGAGAAACCAUUUAAAUGUGAAGAUGGCUGUCAAGUCACUGGACAUAGAUCGGCAAACUAAGGCCCGUGGGCUGGUUCCGGCCAGAAUGGCUUCUGGAUCCGGCCUGCGGACAGUCCAGAAAUCGCCACAUGGUUCUGAUACAUAUCGUUUGUCCUCCCCCGCUGUGCAGAGGAAGGGGGCUAGCCUUUGAUUGGUUCCUGCAGCAUUUUUCCCUCUGAUUCGUUGCAGCUUUCUUUCCUCCCUCCCUCCCUCCCUCCUCGUAGAGCCAAGAGGAAGGGGCCUGGGCUUUGUUUGUGCCAGCGUAAUUAGCUCGAUGGCUGCAAUUUAAGAAAGCCCCUCUCCAGCCCUCCCCCAGGUCGCUGUUCCUUCUGCCUCCGCCGCAGCAAGUGGUUCCGUUCUGAGUCACCCUCCCAGGAUUCUGGGGUAUGGGAAGCCUUGUUUCCCUGUUUUUAACUCCGCUACCAAAUGUGUCUCCCCAUCCAAGACAGGGAAUGGAGAACACGCGUCCUCCUACAGAAGGAACCGCUCGCUGCAGAAGAACGCGUGUUCUCCACUUUUCCAUCUUGAUGGUGGAGAUGUGUUUCGUAGCGGAGUUAAAAACAGGGAAACAAGGCUUCACACACCCCAGAACCUCUGUCCUGCGGCAAGAUUUGAGGGACAGUGAUACAGCCGUCUAUAAGGUUGCUAGCCCCUGUCUCUGGGUAUGCAAAAAAGAAUUUGGAAGUGUUUGUUUUCAUUCUUGGGGGUCAUGCUGUUUGGCAACCCUCUCUUUUUCAAGAGCUAACUUCAGGGUUAUGAGAGGCCAAGAAAAAGCCUUUCGUUAAAAAAAUUCUAAAUGUGAGAAAUGUUUGUGGGGCCUCCACCUGUUGCUGCUGCUGAGGGGGGCCCUGGAUCUCUGCCUUGCUGGUAGCAGGACGGGAGAAGUCAAGUGCCCAAAAUCAAAAAGGGAAAGUAUUUUCUGCAUCUUUCUUGAAUGAAAUGGGUAUGUCUGAAACUUCAGACAUUUUUUAAAAUAGAAUAAAAUGCUUGUUCUGCUUCCAAAGAAACCCUUUCAAAUGCAUUUUUAUUCUUUGUUCAUAUUUUAAGAGCUGUGCUCCUGUGCAAUGUAAUAAUACUGCAAUGCAAUGUCAGAAUAACAAAAUAAUGCAACAUCUCACGAGAGCCUUGUUUUUAAAAUAUACAACCAACUAAAAACUCCUAGAACACUAGGAGGCAGCCUAGUGAUGCAAACAGAAAAAGAAAGUGACAACCUGCUUAUAAGUGUCAUUGUUACUUGGAAGGGAACAAACAUUAUAAUGCUUAAUGUGCAUAUAAUGCUGUGUUUGUAUGCAUUGUAACUAAAAUGCUGUAAAGGCAAGUUUCUCUUAGGCAAGAGGUUCCACUCUGACAAAAGAAUCAGAGGAGGCUGGUAACUUUCCCAAUAACUCAUCGCUGGAAACAGAAGCUGCAAAGCUCUCACAGAAGGAAGCUUAAACUUGAGAAGUCAGUGGGUGCUUGCUGGAGAUGGCUAGGAGAAGCAGCAGCAGUUGCAAAUAAGUUAUGCAGUGAUGGAGAAGCUUAGGAUCUCUCUCUGGGACCAGAGAGAGGAAAGUUCACUGGAUUACAUAUACUGAAACAGAAGUCACCAGACCCUUAUGUAUAGUCAGGGGGUGGGGAGGGGUAUUACUCAGAAGGGUGGUGAGAAUGGGUAAUUGGCUGAUAGGAGUGGAAAACCUGUUGAUGACUGUUAACAACUGUUAAUGACUUCAAUUGUUCUUGUAGGACAAAGCAAGGGGUGAGAAGCUUUCUUUAGCACCUAAAGUCUCUCAGGUGCUACUGGAAGGAUUUUUUAAAAUUUUGUUUUGAUCAUGUUGGAAGAUUGGGAGAAGAUGUGGAAAAAGGGAAUAAAAUUUACAGCAUGUGAUAUAUUGAGAGAAAAUAUGAUGAAGAUGAUGUAUAGAUUGUAUUUAACACCUGGUAAGUUAGCUAAAUUUAUCAAACAUAUGAUAAUAAAUGUGGGGAAUACAAGGACAAAGAAUGAACCUUUUACCACAUGUGGUGGACUUGCAAUUGGACAUUGGGAAGAAGACUUCUGGGAAAAGAUUCAUAACGAAUUGAAAAAAGUGUUGAAAAACACAUUUAUUAAGAAACCAGAAGCCUUUUUACUUGGAAUAGUUGGGAAAGAAAUCCCCCCCCCCAAAAUGUUACAUUCUUUUUGUAUGCCACAGCACCUGCAAUUUGAUUAUUAGCCAAGACUUGAAAGAAACAAGAGUUUCCAACUAUAGAGGAAUGGGAAAUGAAGAUGAUGGACUUUAUGGAAUUUUCCGAACUGACUGGAAAACUACGUGACCAGAAAGAAGAGACAGUGGAAGAAGUUUGGAAGAAAUUUAAAUUAUAUUUGAAAAAAUAUUGUAAUAUUUGAUAUUUUGGAAUAUUUUGGGAAGUUGAUAUAGGCUGUCGGUUUAGAAGUAGGAAUUAGAAUUUAGUGAAAGAAGGUUUUAAGAAUAAAAAAAUUUCUUCCAGUAGCACCUUAGAGACCAAUUAAGUUUGUCAUUGGUAUUGAGCUUUCGUGUGCAUGCCCACUUCUUCAGAUACACUGAAACAGAAGUCACCAGACCCUUAUAUAUAGUGAGAGGGUGGGGAGGGGUAUUACUCAGAAGGGUGGUGGGAAUGGGUAAUUGGCUGUGGUUUUAAGAAGUUUGGAUAAGGAUAUAAUACAGUAGUACCUCGGGUUAAGAACAUAAUUCGUUCUGGAGGUCUGUUCUUAACCUGAAACUCUUCUUAACCUGAGGUACCACUUUAGCUAAUGGGGGCCUCCCGUUGCCGCCGCGCCGCCGCCACACGAUUUUUGUUCUCAUCCUGAAGCAAAGUUCUUAACCUGAGGUACUAUUUCUGGGUUAGCGGAGUCUGUAACCUGAAGCGUCUGUAACCUGAGGUACCACUGUAUAGAGUAAGGUUAAAAUUUAUGAUUUUAGGAACUGCUAAAGAACUGCCUUUUUUUCCUUUCAAAAAACAAAACAACCCAAACAUGGCAGCUGGUCUAGUCAAGCAGGAAAAUAUAAGGUUCAUUUGUGAAGUUACCUGUUUCGCUCUGAGCUUUGUUUACAUCUGUCCUUUUUAGCAAACAAAUCCACGUAAUUGUUGGUGGCUGUUAUUUUCUUGUCAAAUAGAACUAAUUAAAAGUUUUUACUGUUAAAAAA
Messenger RNA from Zootoca vivipara (common lizard), 7195 nucleotides. Lineage: Eukaryota; Metazoa; Chordata; Lepidosauria; Squamata; Lacertidae. The record is from RefSeq and is a predicted model, not a curated record.